Molecule: messenger RNA, 1796 nt
Organism: Colius striatus (speckled mousebird)
Lineage: Eukaryota; Metazoa; Chordata; Aves; Coliiformes; Coliidae
Gene: GP1BB
Product: glycoprotein Ib platelet subunit beta
Exons: 2
Coding region: 315-866 (183 amino acids)
Molecular function (GO): protein binding
Source: RefSeq, a predicted model, not a curated record
CUGACCCUUAUCUGGGCAGCCAGCUGCAAGGGGAUUAUCCGGGAGCUCAACUAUGCAGCUGCAAACACUCUUGCACGGGCUGGACUACCUUAAUACCUUCCUCUUGUGUUGUACAGCCAGCAAGAAAGCAAGGAUUGAACUACUCUGAGCUCUCACAUCUCCUAUGAAGGACACCAAAUUCACCCAACUUUAGAAGCUCAUCCUCCAAGCAAACCAACAGAAGACCUGGGCUCUGUCAGCCCUACAGUGUGUGGUGCCUACUUGCCUGGUCUCCACCCCAUCCAGACUCACCAGAGGAGUGUUUGCAGGUGAAGAUGAGCAGUGGAAUUCUCUUCUUGUCCCUCCUUGGCUUCCUCCCACUCGUGGUACCCACGUGCCCUGUGCCAUGCCGAUGUGCCACCACCGUGAUCGACUGCGCGUCCAAAGGCCUCACUGUGGCAAAGCUGCCGGCGGCGUUCCGCCCUUCAGCCGAAACCAUCCACCUUGGUUACAACAAGCUCACCUCCAUUCCCAACGGGCUCUUUGACAACCUCAGAAGCCUCCAGGUUGUCUACUUGGAGGGCAACCCGUGGGAAUGCAACUGUGACAUCCUGUACCUGCGCUCGUGGCUGCAGUGGCAGCAGAACCGGACCUCGUACAGGGACGUGCGAUGCGCCUCGCCCGCUCACCUGCAGGGCCGUGUCAUUGCCUACCUGACAGAAGAUGAGAUCAUCUCCACGUGCCAGUACUGGUACUGCAGCCUGGCUCUUCUCUCUCAGCUCUGUCUCUUCAUCCUCCUUUUCCUCCAGGGUAUCUUGGUUAUCUUCAUCAUUGUCUACCUGCAGAAAUUUCGGAGGAUGACCGCUGAAGCCCGGAGCAGCUCCUGAGAUCUACACCAGCAUGCAGACACCUGGGUGGCUUCUUGUUCGAGAAACCCCUACAGCAGUGAUUAACAUCACAGGACUGAAGACCCUCCUUGCUAUGCCAUGGUCAUGUGGUUUGUGGCAUCCAGAGAGGACAAUUCAAUGCAGCAUCUGAUCCUGACUACAAGUCUGAAACAGGACUUGAACUCAUCAGACACUUGCUGUAUUUCCAAAGACUUGAUCUUGUGGGUUUUUUAAUGCCUUAAACUCAUUAGCAUGACCUUGGUUGUUUUGCUGAGCUAGGAGUGGUUCUGGUUUAUUAGACUAAGAAAAUCAUAAACUACAGCAACCAGAACAAACCCAAACUCCUCAUAAGCUCCUAGGGGCUGUGGUGCUCGAUCCCUCCUAUGCUUGAGUAUUUCAGCCAUACUUUUGACUCUGCUUCUUGAUUGCAUUGGGUCAGGUGAGGACAGAAGUGGCCAAGGAACAAUUAAAGUACUGGACUAGGAUGAUGCAGAAAUAGUUUCCUUGGUGCUAUCACAGAUUGCUGUAGUAACUUUGGACAAGUGACUUAUGUCCUGCCUCAUUUUCCUAUCAGUAAAAGGGAAAGGAUGUUUCUUCUUGCUUGAUGCAUCUUUUCCAGUGUUCUCCUUAGGGGAGAGAAUUUUUAGAAGUCUACCCAUUUACUCUAGCUUCAUUCCUUUUAAUCUACUUACAGUUUUAAUACUGACUUCAACAUGUACCGAGUCAGAGUAUGAGAACUUCACCCUAAAGCCAAGAGUUGUGGAGACCAGAGGCUCUUUCUGACAGUGCUUAUACAGCAUCUGGCACAAGAGACCUGGCCUUUUUUAGAGAUUCAAACUGCAAAACCCACUCAUGUGCCUACUGCUGGUUAUGAUAUCCCUUAAUUAUUUUUGGAACAAAGCAACAUUGAAAUAAAAUAAUGAUACAUGA